Molecule: messenger RNA, 977 nt
Organism: Malus domestica (apple)
Lineage: Eukaryota; Viridiplantae; Streptophyta; Magnoliopsida; Rosales; Rosaceae
Cellular component (GO): mitochondrion; respiratory chain complex IV
Source: RefSeq, a predicted model, not a curated record
CGGAUCUUGCGGAGCAGUCCUCUCCGACUCGCAGCAACCGAAUCAAAGAUUCAGAGCUCUCUCUCUUCUGAUUUCGAAUCAAUGGCCAAGGAAGCUUACGCCGCACGAAACCCAGAUGAGGUUCACACAGACGUGCUCUCCAAUGCCAGACAAGCUUGCUAUAAGGCACGGGACGCUUUCUAUGCGUGUGUGGAGAAAGAAUCGGACAAGAAGCAGACCGAAAUCGCAUCGAAAGGCCAGUUGUACGCAGCGGAAUGCAAAGCUUCGAGGGAGGAGUUUGUCAAACACUGCCGUACUUCUUGGGUGAAGCAUUUUGAUGCGCUCGACUGCAAGAACAAGAGUCUGAAGAGGCUUUUGGAUGAUAAGGAUUCGAGGAGAGGGGUAUGAAGCUUGACUUGGCCCCUGAAGACUGAAGGAAUCAUCCUGAUCGGUUCCUGGGUUCUUGUUCAAUUCAUUAUCUGGUGGGAGGCGGAGAUCUAUACUGGUUUUGAGGCUUGCAGAGGGGUGGUACCACUUUUGGAAGUUGUCAGUUUUUGGUGUCCAUUUAUGUUUGAAUAAGAAACAUUGGAGAAGAAAGGUGUCUAUACCUGCCAAAAUGUGCUUUUCGCACAAUUUUAUUUUGUAUUAAUUUGAAUGCUUACGUAGUUGGAAUACUUCUCUGUGGUUCUUAAGUUUGAUGUUCUUUACACACCUAAGAAAUCUAGGCAAUCGGAAGAAUUAAGGCGGUAGCAUGUGGUCAAUCCCAGUGUUCUGAUCGAAGGUAUCCAUGGAGAGAAUGUAGAGAAUUCCAGAGCCUAGUCGGUAUGAGAAGCCGAGGAUUUGCUGAGCCAAAACAGUCAGUAAACUGGUUAUGAUAAGAAAACUUCAAUUUGUUUACAGGUUUUUGAGACUUGAAACUGGAGUGGAGAUGCUUUGCUUAGUUUCUCAAUAGGGAAACUGGAUGAUGUGAUUAGGAAUGCAGUAGAAAAUCCUUCAUA